AUGGUUCAAGGAAGCACAAGAGCCGAUGGCGGAAGCUCGAGCCGUGAGUUUGGCCUGAACUUUGAAGUUGCGCCUCCUACCUCUGUCCCGCUUGGAGUCCCAGUGACUCUGCCGGUAGUUGUGGGAGUUCGACCUGUGGGGAACCCACGAGGUGUGCAACAACUGGUGGCACAUGCGUCUCUGAGAAAUGAAGCCGGCACCGCGCCUGCUUCGGGGCUCACGGGAGUGCUCACCUCGAGUGUGCGCAGCCGCAAUGGCAACACCACCAGCGGGUAUGCUCGAUUUGGGCCUCUCAAAUUCACGCAGCCGGGCCGGUACCGCUUGCGAAUCAUGUUGGGGGCCGCCUCGUUCAACGGGGUGACCACGAAAGAGUAUGUGGACUCGGGCAUCAUUCAAGUCCAGGCCGGCGCUGGAGCUGCACGUCCGACACCCUCGCAAGUUGCCAAGCUUCAAAGCCUGAUUCCAGAAAACCUUGACAUCACUGCGGCCGACAUUGCCGCAUGGCAAUCUGCUUAG
Messenger RNA from Aspergillus ibericus CBS 121593, 516 nucleotides. RefSeq lists its product as uncharacterized. The record is from RefSeq and is a predicted model, not a curated record. The transcript has 2 exons. The coding region runs from base 1 to 516 and encodes 171 amino acids. Lineage: Eukaryota; Fungi; Ascomycota; Eurotiomycetes; Eurotiales; Aspergillaceae.